GUCCUUCGCCCGUAGGUCUGCACAAGAUAACCCGUCAACCGUAAACAGUCCACUGUUUCCCCUUAGCAUGUGCGGGGCCAUGUCCUGUUCGCUGUUCAUUCUGUCUCCCGGUUGGUGGCGGGUGCUCAUCGUCUCUGCCGCCUCGUUGCACAAAACGCUGAGACAGAAGUAAGCAGACGCAAACACGAGCAAGGAACUCGCUUCUCUCUCUAGAGCUUUUCUCGCAGAAUUCCUGUCGUUCUCAGAAGCUGGCAAAAUCUGCUUUUCCCGGCUUCCGUGCGUUCCUUGUGCGCAAAUUGCGGCUUCGUCAGCUCGUCUGCCGCACAUGUCCAAGUGCACCCUGCAGUCUUCAAGAUCUGCAGUUACCCUCGUUUCGUGCGAAUUUCUCCGCGCUGGUUUUGUGACUCGGUUGUCAGCAACGCCUUCAGUGUCAAUACGUAACAGAAAACUCAGAAAUCCGUGUGUGCUAAGUCUCAGGUCUCGGGGCAACCCUGCGGAGUACGUCCUCGUCUGGCUCACACUUGUUUUAGCGGCUGCACAGGCUGCCGCGCCUUUUUCGUCUAUGUGUAUUUCUUUCAGAUGUGAUAACCUGAUCCGUACCAUUCAAGAAUGUGGAAUACGGUAUCCUGCGUUGUCACCAAAGAACUGGGUUGUCUGUACCUCGUAACUGGACUCCUCAGGAUCCUCGUCGCUUGAGUGCACCGAAAGGAUGCGGCGUUGCGGCAGUUUCUUUUUGUUUUCACCUCUCAGUUAAGUGGCGACUUGCCUGUCUAUCUUGGGAUAAGUGAGUCUCCACAAGUGUUAUUUGAGCGAGCGCGAGGACAUAGUGUAACAGUACUGGAAGGAGUUGCACGCCAGAAGUUGUGCACCCGCCGUGCGCGGCUCACAGUAUUCCACUGACGGCUCAUCACCAGCCGUCUGAUGUGAACACAGUCAAAGUAGUGCCUUGUUCCCGUCGCGACAAACAAUAAGUCUGUUACCAACAAAUCUCUGGCGUCCCGCCGGCAGCCCCGAUAAGCUGCAUGUCAGGUCAAAGCAAGGAGCCGAGGAAGAGGUACAACCCGUACCAGAAUCAGCGACGUCUAUCCGUGCGUGUAAACUGAGACCCGGCUUUCUCUGUUAGGCUCCGCUGCCACCAGGGAAUUUCUGUCCACAGCUGGAACAAAGGUUCUCUUCCCCUUUACAGUUCUUUUCCUUUCGCGAGUAAAAGACACGGUCAGAGCCUGAGCUCUUUUCCCUCUGAAUCUCCGCUGCUUUUGCUCGCGUGUCGGCCGUCAUCAUGAAUCCUGCUCUCCUGGAUCGUCGCCUGCUUUCUAAGCUUCCCUCUCUUGUCUCUGUGCUCACCUUCCUUCUCUCCGUCUUCAUUUUCUCUCCUGCGCAUGCUCUGCUGCUUUCGAAGACUCCGAGUGGUCCCCGCCCAUCCCUCCCAGGUUUCGUGCCGUCCUCUCUCCUGUCUUUCUCGUCUUCGGCGUCGCUUGGUGCAACGCCGCACUUCUCUCGGUCUCCGAGUCAAAGUGGAGAGUCUAACCUCCGAGCUCUCUCCGGCUUGAGGCGUCGAGUCCAGAGGACACUGGGACACCAGAGCAGCUCCGGUGUACAGACAGGGAAACUGUCCACGACACUGAGGAGCUCAACUGAAACGUGCGGAGUGAAAGGCAGGCCCCGGGUCGUCUGUACCGGUCUAGGUGUUGUAAGCGGAGUUGGGAUCGGCAUCGACGAAUUCUGGAAAAACCUGAUUGCUGGAACGAAUGUCAUUGACAAGGUCACUCGAUUUGACCCCUCGAACAUGACUUGUCAGAUCGCGUGUGAGGUUUCCAACGAGAAGUUCGACCCUAAAGCGUUCUUCACGGACCCGAAGGAAGUGAAAAGAAAUGAUCGGUACACGCACUUCGCUGUCGCCGGAGCUCGCCUGGCCAUGGAGGAUGCAGGCCUGUCCCCCCGGGCGCCAAAUGUGGACCCUGAACGCUUUGGCAUCGUUGUGGGGAGCGGCAUAGGAGGCCUCGAAACCAUGGAGCAGGAGAUGAAAGUCUUGCAAGAAAAGGGACCCCGACGCGUCUCUCCUUUCCUCAUUCCCGCUAUGAUUGCCAACACAGCCUCGGGGAUCCUGGCUAUCGAACUUGGAGCGAAAGGUCCGAACCACGGGGCGGUGUCUGCAUGCGCGACCUCUGGACACGCCGCCGGUGUCGCGCUUCGCUACUUGCAAAUGGGCGAGGCAGAUAUCGUGAUUUGCGGAGGGGCUGAGGCGUCCAUUACGCCGCUCAGUUUCGCAGGAUUCAACGCUCUGAAGGCCAUGGCGCAGGGCUUCAACGAUGACCCCAAACGGGCCUCUAGGCCCUUCGACAAAAAGCGUGCGGGGUUUGUCAUGGGAGAAGGUGCCGGCAUCAUGGUGUUCGAGACUGAAGAACACGCAGUUCGUCGCGGAGCUCCGAAGAUCUACGGAGAAGUCGCAGGAUACGGAGCUUCUUGCGAUGCUCAUCACAUAACGGCUCCUGCUCCUGAUGGCUCUGGACUUUCCAGAUGCCUAGAGAACGCCAUAGCCGACGCGAACAUCGACAAACGGGACAUUGGUUACAUCAAUGCGCAUGGCACAUCCACUCCAAUGAACGACAGAAUCGAGACGAAGGCAUUCAAGAAAGUGUUUGGAGAUGAGCAGGCGAGGCAGCUCUUGAUCUCGUCGACCAAGAGUAUGACAGGCCACUGCUUGGGUGCGACAGGGGGAAUCGAGGCAUGCGUUUCGGCGAAAGUUCUGGAAACAGGCAUCGUGCCCCCCACCAUCAACCAAGAAGAGACUGACCCCGAGUGCGAUUUGAAUUACGUACCCAAUAAAGCGUACACAUCGCCCACGCCCUUCGAGGCUGUUCUUUCUGAUACAUUGGGCUUUGGAGGCCACAACGCAGCGCUGCUUUUGCGCCGAUACAGAAAUCGUCCUCACUGACUGUGUGAAUGUAUACUGUUUGGAAUGCAUGUGACUCGAAGCAUACGCUGAGGUUCUGGACAUCGCUCUAAUGGGAACCUUUUUGCCUUCCGCGCUUCCGUCGUUGCUGGUGCCCACGGUUGCCGUGUUAGUGGAAAGCUGCGCCGUUCCGUCAUGGCACUCCGAAUCAUGGAAAAUGUCUAAACAAAAGGCUCAAAGUGUGAGCAACUGAAUCUGACAUAACCAGGAAUGAGCUCAUAAAUGAACAGAAAACGCCGCUGUGUGUGCA
Molecule: messenger RNA, 3203 nt
Organism: Toxoplasma gondii ME49
Lineage: Eukaryota; Apicomplexa; Conoidasida; Eucoccidiorida; Sarcocystidae
Product: 3-oxoacyl-acyl-carrier protein synthase I/II, putative
Exons: 10
Coding region: 1280-2935 (551 amino acids)
Biological process (GO): fatty acid biosynthetic process
Molecular function (GO): 3-oxoacyl-[acyl-carrier-protein] synthase activity
Source: RefSeq, a predicted model, not a curated record